CUAACACCUCCAACCCGACUCAAAACACCAAAGAUCGACUUCAAGCACACACAGAUGUUCUCCAGAAGCGUAUUGUCAACCGCCCGUUCUUAUUACACUUCCACCUCCCAACCCGCUCAAGCUACACAUCAUCUCAUCACCCUCGUUCGUUCCCCUAUUGGUCUCACCAAAGACUCAAAACAGACUCUUGUCGCUUUGGGCCUCCACAGAUUACGCCAAUCUGUACUUCAACCAUUUGGCGAAGUUACAGCUGGUAGGAUACUAAAAGUCAAGGAACUGGUGCAAGUAGCGAACGUCACCAAGGAAGAAGGAGAGGCUUUGAUGAAGAGGAGAAGAGGAGAGGGCAAUGGGGUUGAACCCUCAGGGAGAGUGUACGGGGGAGGCAAGGGGCUUGUUGAGAGCGAAAUAUAGAUGAAGGAGCGAUUGACUAUGUCUAAAUUUGGACAUUUGUGUAACACCAUCUGAUUAUGCACUGAUUCAUACCAUUCG
Cryptococcus deneoformans JEC21 is the source of this 489-nucleotide messenger RNA. RefSeq lists its product as hypothetical. Gene Ontology annotation, cellular component: mitochondrion; large ribosomal subunit. Bases 55 to 411 code for a protein of 118 amino acids. NCBI's taxonomy places the organism in Eukaryota, Fungi, Basidiomycota, Tremellomycetes, Tremellales, Cryptococcaceae. The record is from RefSeq and is a predicted model, not a curated record. The transcript has 2 exons. Gene Ontology annotation, biological process: translation. Gene Ontology annotation, molecular function: structural constituent of ribosome.